GUGUGAAUGUCCUCAAUGUCCAUCUCAGAACAAAACGCGAACUUUGUAGGGCCGCAUCUACCACCAAAUCAUAAACGGAACACUACAGACGAAGGAAGUGACGAGGAAAUUAAGAAGUCUGAUGGGUUGAAGGAAAGUACAUCAAGGGGAACCAGUGGUUUCUUUGGUCCAGCUUUGCCACCUAACUUUAAAACAAAUGUCGAUGAUGAAAGUGUUUCAAAGAAAUUAUCCCUACCAUGUCGUAUAGGACCCUUAAAACCUCCAGGGCUCACCGAAACUCCCAGCUGUCACCGUGAAGAUGAUGUGUAUGGGCCGAUGCCCCUAGGCUCUGAGGCUGGCAAACGAUCGUUCGUCCAGAGCUUACUGGAAACUCAAGCCAAGGAACUGAGGCUGAAACUAGCUGAGAGUAGUCAAGAUGAUGGAACUUCUAAUACUAAGAAGCGGGAAACUUGGAUGCUCGAACUCCCUGCUGCAAGUUCGGCUGCCAUUGGCCUUGGGCCAAGAUCUUUCAGAUUAAAGGAAGGACCAGAUAUGAGUGAUCGAUCGUCCUGGACAGAUACACCCGAAGAUAAACAACGUAAAGAGCGACUUGGCAGGGUAAAAGAAGAAGGUAAACCAUUGGAUUCUAAAGAGGAGUCACGGCAAAGAGCCAAUGAAGCCAAAGAAAAGUUCAUGACGGAGCAGCUGCGAAAGUUAAAGAAGAAACGGAAAGAGAAGUCAUUGCUGGAAGAGCAUCAAGAGAAGUUGCGGAAAAAAAGAAAGGAAGAUAAGAAAAAAAGGAAAGGAGAACCUGAAGAGCGGAGACCUUUCACGCGGGAAAUUGAUUUACAAGUUAAUCGAUUCGACGAAGCUAAAAGAAAAUCAGCUAUAAAAAAAGCAGGAUUACUGGAUGAUAGAUUUUCAAGCGGAGAAUCGAAAUUUUUAUAAAAAUAAUUUUGUCUCUUUUUUUUAUCUUGAUAAAAGAAUGUAAAAAAAUAAAAUAAUGUAUCAUAAGAAAUCGAAAUAAAUGAUCAAUAAGUCAA
Molecule: messenger RNA, 1022 nt
Organism: Bemisia tabaci
Lineage: Eukaryota; Metazoa; Arthropoda; Insecta; Hemiptera; Aleyrodidae
Product: GPALPP motifs-containing protein 1
Source: RefSeq, a predicted model, not a curated record